AUGGACAUGGUGCCGGAUAGAAGACAGCUGCAAAGCAUGUUCCAGCACGACAAAGAGUCCUUCGAGGAGUAUGCUCAGAGAUGGAGGGAACUGGCUUCUCAAGUCGAACCACCUCUUGCCGAAAAGGAACUGGCUGAGCUAUUGAUUGACACUGUCCAACCCCAAUUCUUUGAGAAGAUGGUUGUUAGAGCUUCUUUGGGUUUCUCCGAGCUUGCUGCUAUAGGAGCUCGCGUUGAAUAUGGCUUAAGAAAUGGUAAACUUGUAGUUGUGGCCAGAACUUCAAGUGCUAAUCCGAAGAAGUUCUCUGGAGGGUUUCCCCAAAAGAAGGAAGCUCCAGUUCAACAACGUGCUACUGUUCCCCCGGUUUAUCAGCAAGCACCAGCAGCUCCUGUCAAUCAACAGCCGAGAGCUCAAGCUCUGAGACAAAAUGCUCAAAAUCAAAAUAGGAGACAGGGGGAUAGGGCAACCUUCAAUCCAAUUCCAAUGUCAUAUACUGAGCUUUAUCCCUCUAUAUUGCAAAAGGAUUUGGUGGUUCCUAGACCUAUGGGAUCUCCACCUGGUCGUCUGCCUCCAUGGGUUCAGGAGCUUAUUGAUAGCAAGGUUCUAUCUUUUAGGGAUAUGGGACCAAACGUGAAGAAUAAUCCUCUUCCUCCCCAUGGAGACCCUAUAGUGAAUGCAAUUGAAGAUGCCUCUGAUGGUGUUAUGGUUAAGAAAGUUGAUGAUGCUAAGACUCCUUUGGCAACAUUCCACGCCGGAUUGGUGGAAGCUGACCUGAUUAAUGUUUAUCAUAACAGCUGUGAAGAGUGUGCCACACACUCAAGGGGGUGUCAGACGAUACGAGAUAAUAUUCAAGACUUGAUGAAAAAAGUAGUGCUUCAAAUCUCCAGUAUUGCAAAGAAUGAAGAUGUGUCAGUAAUUGAACCUUGUUUCAAUUUACCUGGACCGAUUGAAAUCCCUUACUAUAGUAAUAGAAUGAAAUAUGAGAUUAUCAUUGUGGACAAGAUCGUUGAAGAAAGUGAGGACGAUGAAGUGACAGAAACUGCGAUUAAGGACGUCACAAAUAUUGCAAGAAUGAGUAGAAUGACCCGUAGUGGUCGAAUUUAUACGCCUGAAUUCAAUGUUACUCCUCAAGUUCCAGCCAAGGAAUCUACAGUUAUAGCUCCUACUAAAGAACCCGAAGUGGUCCAAUUUGAAGAUGUUGUUGAAUUCUUUAAGUUGAUCAAGAGAAGUGAUUACAAAGUUGUGGAUCGGCUACAUCAGACACCAUCUAAGAUUUCUAUUUUGUCUCUGCUAAUGAACUCCCAAGCCCAUAGGAAGGCUUUGUUGAAGGUGCUUGCCCAAGAUCAUGUAACACAAAGCAUAACAGUAGACCAGUUUGAUGGGGUGGUUGCAAACAUCACAACUUGCAAUACUUUAAGCUUUAGUGGAGAGGAAUUACCUGAGGAUGGACAAAAUCACAAUCAUGCUCUCCAUAUCUUAGUGAAGUGCAAAGAUGAUGCUUUGGCAAGAGUAUUGGUUGAUAUCAAAUCUUCUCUAAAUGUGAUGCCAAAGAGAACACUCGCCAAGUUAUCUUACCAAGGACCAGCUAUGAAGCCCAGUGCCUUGAUAGUGAAAGCUUUUGAUGGUUUCCAGAGAACCGUGAUUGGAGAGGUAGAUUUGCCCAUAUUGAUUGGCCCUCACAUAUUCCCGAUUACUUUCCAAAUCAUGGAUAUUAAUCCGGCGUACAGUUGCUUAUUGGGGCGUCCCUGGAUUCAUGUUGCAGGGGAAAUUACCUCCACUUUACAUCAGAAAAUGAAGUUUGUAGUGGACAAUCAAUUGAUCAUAAUUUCUAGGGAGGGGGAAUUUGUGGUCAGCCACCUUUCAUCCUUCAGGUAUAUCGAGGCUGAUGAGGAUGCUUUGGAAACUUCUUUCCAAGCUCUUGAAAUAGCCAACGCCACUUUUAUGGAGAUGAAGGACCCUAUUGGGAAAGCUUGUUCAUCUUUCGCUUCUCUGAAGAGCGUAAAGUCUAGUAUUGAAGGAGGAAACCCUGAAGGUUGGGGUCAGCUUAUUGAUGUUCGUGAGAAGCAUGAUCGCUUUGGUAUGAGAUAUGUGUCUUCCGCUGCAAAAGGAGCUCGGGUCCCUGCAAAGGACAACACCUGA
Lathyrus oleraceus (garden pea) is the source of this 2139-nucleotide messenger RNA. RefSeq lists its product as uncharacterized. The record is from RefSeq and is a predicted model, not a curated record. Lineage: Eukaryota; Viridiplantae; Streptophyta; Magnoliopsida; Fabales; Fabaceae. The transcript has 4 exons. Bases 1 to 2139 code for a protein of 712 amino acids.